Molecule: messenger RNA, 1275 nt
Organism: Capsaspora owczarzaki ATCC 30864
Lineage: Eukaryota; Filasterea; Ministeriida; Capsasporidae
Exons: 6
Coding region: 20-1147 (375 amino acids)
Biological process (GO): intracellular protein transport
Cellular component (GO): SNARE complex; vacuolar membrane
Molecular function (GO): soluble NSF attachment protein activity; syntaxin binding
Source: RefSeq, a predicted model, not a curated record
UCUGUGACAAUUUUUCAUCAUGGCUGACGCAAAGGUCAAAGAAGCGCUCAGUCUGAUGGCCGAAGCCGCCAAACUGGAAACGACGUCUGUGUUUGCCAUGCGCUUCAAGCCUGACUGGGAGGGUGCGAGUGCGCUGUACGACCGCGCUGCCAACCUCACCAACGCAGCCAGGGCGUACGAGCACAACAUCAAUGCCAACACCAAGCUCGCCCGCGCCAUGCUCCAGAUUCGAAGCUACUUUCAAGCUGCAAAAGCGUUCGAGGCGGCCGCCAACUCGGCGCGAAUGCUCAAGGACAUGAAGCAAGCGUCGGACUUGUACAAGAAGUCAGUCGAGCUGUAUCGCCAAAAUGGCACCAACGAUACGGCCGUCCAGGUUCUUGAAAAGGCCGCAAAAUACACGGAAGAGGUAGACCCCCUCCAGGCUGCACAAAUGUACCUCGAUGCUAUCGACAUUCAGCUCGCCGAAGGCAAGAAGCGUCAAGUGUCGGAGGCCUUCCGUCGCGCUGCUGCACUCUUCUUGAACGCGAACAAGACUCGAGAGGCUGUCAAAGCACUGCAGGACCACCUUGCUGUGCUGCAGGAAAUCAACCAGCUGGAGGUUGCUCACAAGAACAUCUUGGCCAUUGUCGUUGUCUUCUUGAAGGCUGAGGACUAUGUCGCUGCAGACAAGGCUGCCCAAGAUGGCCUUUCCGUCCAGCGAUUUGCCAUGUCCGACGAGGGCAAGGCUGCGUUUGAUCUGCUGGAGGCCUAUGACAAGGGUGAUGCCAAGGGCUUUGAGGCUGUCACGAAGCGCCAGGUGUUUUCCUUCCUCGACAAUGAGAUUUGCAAGGUCGCUCGCAAUCUCCGUGUGGGUGGCAGCACUAUGGGUGCCAGCUCGACGAGUUCCCAGCCAGCGCCUGCUGGCCGAAAUGAGCUUUUUGCUCGUUCUACUCCCGCUCCUGUCGCUACUCCGGCCGCACCCGUUGCUCCCGUCGCUUCGGCUGCUCCCAUCGAUUCAGAGCCGACAGAGCAAGACGCCGACGCUGACAACGAGGCCUCCUCGCUAUUUUCGCCGACCACUGCCAUUCCGACCGACGUCGCACCCGCGGCUGCUGUCCAAAGCGCGCCUGCCGCCCCGCAGCAGGAGGACUCGAACGAUCUUCUUUAAUAUUUUUUUUUGCCUUGUUUGAAAGUUUCCGCGAGUGCUUUGUCGCAUGAUAUUGUUGUUUGUUUUGUGCAGAAAAUUUCAAGUCUAUUUGGGUUCUAGUAGUCAAAAAUGUCACUUGAUCACGUACG